AUGCCGGACCGUUAUAAAGAUAAGCCGUUAAGCAAUGAGGUCAUCUCUUACAACUUCCCUUUCAUAAGUCGAAGCGAUUGGUAUGCCAGGGAGCCCAAACAGACAACGCCACUCAACACACCAGUCCCAUAUGUGGUAAUUCAUCACACAUACAUCCCAGCAGCCUGCUUCAACAAGGAGGAGUGCGCGGCAGCGAUGCGACAAAUGCAACAAAUGCACAUUGACGGUAAUGGAUGGUGGGAUAUUGGAUAUCAUUUCUGUGUAGGUAGUGAUGGCGCAGCGUACGAAGGCCGCGGUUGGGAAACUUUAGGGGCGCAAGCGCUGCAUUUCAACAGUGUCAGUAUUGGGAUCUGUCUUAUUGGAGACUGGAGAUUUGAAGUUCCUCCAGCACAACAACUGAAAACAGCUAAGGAUUUAAUAGCAGCUGGUGUACAACAAGGCUACAUACAACCCGAAUACAAACUGGUUGGUCAUCGCCAAGUUAGAGCCACUGAGUGCCCUGGUACGUCUCUGUUUGAAGAGAUCCAGUCGUGGGGUCAUUACUCGCCUUUCCCAAGAUCACAUAAAGAUCUUCUAAAUGUUACAGAGUUACCUGAAUCUGUGAAGAAAGUUAUAAGUAUUUGA
Arctia plantaginis is the source of this 624-nucleotide messenger RNA. The record is from the annotation of a GenBank genome assembly. NCBI's taxonomy places the organism in Eukaryota, Metazoa, Arthropoda, Insecta, Lepidoptera, Erebidae.